Rhopilema esculentum is the source of this 1196-nucleotide messenger RNA. NCBI's taxonomy places the organism in Eukaryota, Metazoa, Cnidaria, Scyphozoa, Rhizostomeae, Rhizostomatidae. The record is from RefSeq and is a predicted model, not a curated record.
CAUAAACAAUUUUUUGAAUGUGCAUUCACAUUUUUUCAAAACUGCAUGCACCUUUUUUUAAAACUGCAUACACAAAAAUUAAUCAUUUUUUGCCGCAACGGCGCGCCAUAGGCUUUAGUGUUCCGGGGUCAUAGCACUUGCGCGUUGAUAACAGUGGGCUAGUGGAAGACGUGCAUGAUUCAUCUCCCGUAAUUAGCGGAUUAUCAAGGUUGUAAGAGCUGGGCGUCAUUCACUCAUUGGCAAGGCAAGAGGGUUUUCUAAGUAUGGCACUCCAUAAACUUUCAUUUGAGGAAAGUUUUUCGGUUGAAGUUAUUGAAGAUGAUUUUGAAAUCCGAGAUCUGUUUGAUUCCAAAAAGGAUUUGCUAUUAAAGCAGAGCGAUAUCGACGUAUUGUAUGUUGCAAAUCUUGGCGAAGUAAUCAACAGAAUAGACUUGUUCAAGAAAUGCUUGCCAAACGUAGAACCAUUCUAUGCAAUAAAGAGCAACCCGGAUCCCGUGGUAUUGAAAUUGCUGGGAAAGAGUGGCCUUGGAUUCGAUUGUGCAAGCAAUGAAGAGAUAGAGGCGGUCUUAAGGAUUGAUGUUCCUCCGGAGAAAAUGAUUUUUGCACACCCAACCAAGCAAAUAUCGCAUCUUGAGUUGGCUAAGAGAUACGACGUCAGUAUGAUGACAUUUGACUGUGAAAGCGAAUUGCAUAAAAUCAAAGAGAUAUACCCGGAAGCCGAAUUGGUUAUCAGAAUGUUGGUUGACAGUUCAAAGUCUGAAUUUCCGAUGGGUACUAAGUUUGGAGUCAAGAAAGGUUGCACAAAAGAAUUGCUCACCAAAGCGAAACAGCUGCAAUUGAAUGUGAUUGGUGUGAGUUUUCAUGUUGGUUCUACAUGUUUGGAUUUGGAAACAUAUGUGCAAGCAGUUCAAGAUGCGAGGGCAGUUUUUGACGAGGCGGCCAGCUUAGGAUAUGAGUUUACCCUUCUUGAUAUCGGUGGAGGAUUUCCAGGUGCCAUAGGGACAGAGGAACCCUUUCGCAAGAUUGCAGAGACGUUACAGAAAUCUUUGAAAGAUAAUUUCUUUUUAUCGUCUGGAAUACGAAUUAUAGCUGAGCCAGGACGAUAUUUCAUUGAUGGUGCUUUUUCUUCUGCAUGUGAAAUAACGGCUGUAAAGAUUGCCGAAGAGGGAAUUGGUAAAGAAAAUGGUUCUGUUGAG